Paramormyrops kingsleyae is the source of this 1158-nucleotide messenger RNA. It is a transcript of the gene akirin1, whose product is annotated as akirin 1. NCBI's taxonomy places the organism in Eukaryota, Metazoa, Chordata, Actinopteri, Osteoglossiformes, Mormyridae. The record is from RefSeq and is a predicted model, not a curated record. Gene Ontology annotation, biological process: negative regulation of skeletal muscle satellite cell proliferation; positive regulation of lamellipodium assembly; positive regulation of transcription by RNA polymerase II. Gene Ontology annotation, cellular component: chromatin; nucleus. Gene Ontology annotation, molecular function: transcription coregulator activity.
AGCGGAGUUUUGAUCCGAGCUCGGCAGUUGGCAGAUAAACCCGGUCAGAGACGCCAUUGUAGGACUGUACGACGGUGCAAAGGAAACAAUUGAAUUUUAAUAGUCAGUUCGGACCUUUGUCUUUUGGUUCGCAGUAAAAAUUUGAUUUGUUUUAUUUUCUAAUUCUCACGUAUAUCCCCGAGUUACCAUGGCGUGCGGGGCCACGUUAAAGCGCUCGAUGGAGUUUGAGGUCCUUCUUAGCCCCCAGUCCCCAAAGCGGAGGAGGUGCAACCCGCUGCCGGGGACGCCGGGUACCCCGUCGCCGCAGAGGCGCAGCCUGCGGCCGGCUGCCGAAAGCCCAUCGCAUUCCAUGUCGCCUCAGGCGCUUGGGGGGGAGCACAGGCUCACACCAGAGCAGAUCUUCCAGAACCUCAAACAGGAGUAUAGCCGUUACCAGCGGCGACGGCAGCUGGAGGGCGCCUUCAACCAAACUGAGGUUGCUGGGCCCAGCGAGUGUCAGAGCACCAGCCCCACGCUCACCGCCCCCAGCUCCCCACCUGUAUGUUUUCCAGGGGCCUCGUCUGUGAAGAAGGACCAGCCCUCGUUUACCUUGCGCCAGGUGGGCUACCUGUGUGAGCGUCUCCUCAAAGACCACGAAGAAAAGAUCCGUGAAGAGUAUGAACAGAUCCUCAACACAAAGCUCGCAGAGCAGUACGAGUCCUUUGUGAAGUUCACACAAGACCAGAUCAUGCGGCGGUAUGGAGCCAGGCCAGCGAGCUAUGUCUCCUGAAGAUCCUACUCUGUUGGUACCAGCUUUCCUCCACCAAGAUGGCUGCUGUACUCCUUACCAUCUCCCACGUCCUUUGUUUUUAUUUUCUUCCACAAUGUUUGGGUGCCAUGAUUUUACCUUUUUAAUCCCCCGGAGGAGCUCCGCUCUGUUUUGCUGCUGGCCUGUUCUGAGUCGACGUCCUCGCCGGUGUGUGCGCACCGUCCUGAAAACACGCCGUGCUUUGGGAAGCUCGUCCCUGUGACUGUCCUAUUACCUUGCCAAUGCUGCCAAAGCAGGCCUGUCCCAGUUUCUCUCCCACAUGUCACACACACACGGAUGUUGACUUUUAAUUUCCACCUUCUCUGUAUAAAUAAAACUGAAGUCACUCUUUCCCCUGUACAUAAUUCAUA